AUGGGCAGGGAAGACCAGACAUGGAUGAGUGAGUUCAUUCUGCUGGGACUGUCCAGCUGCUGGGAGACUCAGGUCUCCCUCUUUGUCCUUUUCCUGGCCAUGUAUCUGAUGACUGUGCUGGGGAACUUCCUCAUCAUCCUCCUUAUCAGACUGGAUAGCAGGCUAAACACACCCAUGUACGUUUUCCUCAGUAUCCUGUCAUUUGUGGACAUCUGUUAUAUCAACAUAACUGUCCCCCAGACGCUCAUUCACUUCCUUCUGGUCGCCCAGGAGUCUAUCCCAUUCUACAGCUGUGUGCUUCAGCUGUUUAUCUCCUUGGCAAUGAGCAGCACAGAGUUCUUCCUGCUGGAAGCCAUGGCUUAUGACCGCUGUGUGGCAGUGUGCCGUCCACUGCACUGUGCAGUCACCAUGCACGGAGGGCUGUGCCUGGGGCUGGCUGCUGGCUGCUUGCUGGCUGGUUUCAUGAAUUCACUGAUGCAGACAGUCAUCUUUCAGCUACCUCUGUGCCAUAAGGUUGUUCAUCACUUUGCCUGUGAGAUGUUGGCUGUGCUGAGGCUGACCUGUGUGGACAUCUCCUUCAACAAGGUCAUGGUGGCCAUCUCAGGAUUUCUGGUGAUCAUGCUUCCCUGUUUUCUUGUUCUGUUCUCCUAUGGUCGUAUAGUUGCUGCGAUUCUGUGUCUUCAUUCUGCCCAGGGACGCCACAAAGCAUUUGGGACUUGCGCCUCUCACCUCAUUGUGGUUUCCAUGUGCUUUGGAACAGCCAUCUUCACAUACUUGAGACCCAUGGCUGGCUCCUCAGCAGAACAGGAGAAGAUGGUCACCCUGUUCUUUGCUGUGGUGACCCCAAUGCUGAAUCCCUUAAUCUACAGCUUGAACAAGGAAGUGAUGAGCACCUCUAGAAGAGUGUUGGGGAAACUUAGUGACAAAGGGUAAAGAUUCAUAGAAUUUCUCCUUCCCUCCAACAGCCCAUAGAACGACAUUCUAAACAAAGAGAAAAUGAUGGACAUGCCCUUUCUUCUCAGAUUUUCUCAUAAGGUAGAUCAUGGUGAACAAGUUUUUCUAGACUGACUUUCCACAUUCAUCCACAUUUUGACCUGUUACACAUACGGUAAAAAAAAAAAAAAAAAAGCCUUUAAUUAUUAAGCUGCAGUCUGCUGGAUAAUCUCUCCUCCUAGACUUCAUAUGCCCCCUUUUACUUUCAUAUA
Aethalodelphis obliquidens (Pacific white-sided dolphin) is the source of this 1205-nucleotide messenger RNA. Its product is annotated as olfactory receptor-like protein OLF3. Gene Ontology annotation, molecular function: G protein-coupled receptor activity; olfactory receptor activity. Lineage: Eukaryota; Metazoa; Chordata; Mammalia; Artiodactyla; Delphinidae. The record is from RefSeq and is a predicted model, not a curated record. Gene Ontology annotation, cellular component: membrane. Gene Ontology annotation, biological process: G protein-coupled receptor signaling pathway.